Messenger RNA from Saccharomycodes ludwigii, 978 nucleotides. It is a transcript of the gene ARG3, whose product is annotated as ornithine carbamoyltransferase. Gene Ontology annotation, cellular component: mitochondrion. The transcript has a single exon. Gene Ontology annotation, biological process: L-citrulline biosynthetic process. NCBI's taxonomy places the organism in Eukaryota, Fungi, Ascomycota, Saccharomycetes, Saccharomycodales, Saccharomycodaceae. Gene Ontology annotation, molecular function: amino acid binding; ornithine carbamoyltransferase activity. The coding region runs from base 1 to 978 and encodes 325 amino acids. The record is from RefSeq and is a predicted model, not a curated record.
AUGACUACUUCUAAACAAAUCCGCCAUUUAGUUUCUAUCAAGGACUUGACUGAUGAGGAAUUUAAUAUUUUAGUUUCCAAGGCCGAAUAUUACAAAAAAUUAUUUAAAUCGGGUGAUCCAAAAGUCUUUGAGGAAAACAACAAAAAGUUAUUGGGAAGAACUGCUGCGUUAAUUUUCUCUAAAAGAUCCACUAGAACCAGAAUUUCAUCCGAAGGGGCUGCCGCUUUUUUUGGUGCCCAACCAAUGUUUUUAGGCAGAGAUGACAUUCAAUUGGGCGUGAACGAAAGUUUUUUCGAUACCAUUAAUGUUGUGUCUUCAAUGGUUUCUUGUAUUUUUGCUCGUGUAAACAAACACUCCGAAAUUCAAGAAUUGUGCAAAUAUUCAAAAGUUCCAAUCAUCAAUUCCCUAUGUGAUAAAUACCACCCUUUACAAGCUAUUUGUGACAUGUUAACAAUUAAGGAACACCUGGAUUAUACUAAAAAUAAGCUAAAGAUGGCUUGGAUUGGUGACUCUAACAAUGUCAUCAAUGAUAUGUGUAUUGCAGCCUUGAAAUGUGGCAUUGAUGUUGCUAUUGCUACCCCAUUAAAUAUUGAAAUGGACCUUGAUAUAGUGGAAGCUGCUAAGGAAGUUGCCAAAAGAAAUAAUUGUGAAGUACUAAUAACCCAUGAUUCUGAACUAGCCUCUAAAGAUGCUGAUAUUUUGGUUACCGAUACCUUCAUUUCCAUGGGGGAAGAGUAUCAAAAAGAAGCCAAGUUAAAACAAUUUCAAGAUUUCCAAAUAAAUAAAAAAUUAGCUGACUUAGCUAAACCAAAUUAUAAAUUUAUGCAUUGCUUACCAAGACACCAUGAAGAAGUUACUGAUGAGAUAUUUUAUGAUAAAGAUCAUUCCAUAGUGUUUGCCGAAGCUGAAAAUAGACUAUACGCAGCCAUAGCAACAAUAGCUGUUUUUGUUAAUAACAAGGGUGAUUUCAGUCUAUAA